UGUUAUUUCCCAAUGGCCCCAAAGCCGGAACGCAUCAUCACCGACUUCUUUAAACCAUUCGCCCAGCCGAAGGUCAGACGCAUAGUUGCUGGAGAGGGAAGGAGCGCGUCAGAGCCUCAAAACGCGCCUGCCGCAGCCACCAAGGUACAUCAACAACAACCGCAGCAGCAACAGCAGAGUGAAAAGUCUCGUCUCUCCAUGCCGCCCGAAAGAUCUGUUUCUUCGAAUGUCCGCAACAUCCAAGUCCUGCCCUUUACAGAGACAAAAAUAGACGAUCCCAUUCCUACGCCAAUACCUUCUAGUCCACCUCUAUACCAUGCACCUAUCUCACGUAUCCCACGAGAGUUGAGCCCUCUUACUUCGCCCGAGUCCAGCCCCAGCCCUCCGUCACCUCCACCAACUGUCCUUAAGAAACAGCCGACUAUGGAUCCCUCUGUGUCUUCUUCAUCUCUCUCGAGUCUGCCCAUCAGCUCGCAAUCUUCGAGCAAACGCAUCAUUCGAGACGGCAUGCUGGCUGUGACAAAUUCGGAUUCCGAUAGCAUCGAUGCCGAUUCAGAUCCCUUGGAUGAUAUUGACGAGCUUAUUCGACGAAAGCGCUUGAAGAUGACCCCACCCACUACAUCUUCAGAGACUCCGCAACGUCCUCCAAACCCUACCCGUGAGCUGAGGAGCUCCACUCGUCGCGACAGGACGUCAAUCUCCAAAUCCAAGAUGGUCCAACCUUCUCGGAAGAAAUACAAGUUCAGCAUGGCUUCCCUGGUUGCUUCUCACAACAAGGAUGCCAAGUCCAUCCAAAAGAUCCAGGAGUACGAGGAAGAAUACAGGCAAGAGAUGGAUUUGACGGCACGUCAGGAACACGAGCUUAGACAGACGUCUGACAUGAAUGCCGAAGAGUUUGCUGCCCAUCUGCAGGUAGAUGACGGUGAUGACGAGACAAGAGAACGUGUCGUGCGAGCCAUCGAGCGCAACGACGUCCUAGAAAAGAAUGUUCAAUAUCCUUUCUUCAGACAUGCCGAUCCAAGAACACACCUGUCCAAGCCAUUCCUCAAUACGACUCUAUCGAAGGACUGGACAAGCUCGUUGCAGGAUAGAGAUGCCAGGGAAGAAUUGUUCAAGAGCGGAUUUGUGGCAGAUAUGGCUCGAGUAUCUGCCCUACCUGACGAAAUUGUUCAAUGGAUGCAAUUCGAGCUGCUUCAGGACACAGAGGGUAGUCUGGCUAGUGCCUACGUGAGCAUUUUGGAAAACUCAUUCUCUAACACUUCUNUUUCAACCGACCAUCUGCGCAGACAGUUUCUUCUGCGAGCAGGUAGAGAGGAUCUUGAACCGGAUUUGUUCUCCGACAUGCCAUCAAAGCCUCCUCCUGCUCAUCAAAGACCCUACGUAGAGGCAAUACCUCUAAACCCUCAUUGGACAUGUGUGCUUUUGACGAGGCUUGCGACCAGAAGGAACUGGCUAACACCUUUGAUGCUCCUACUUGUGGACCCACAGCUAGAACAGAGGCUGGAGAUCCGACUAGCUCUCCAAGAUUGCAUCGCAAACUUGCUCGAAGCCGAUCCUGCACCUUCUGUCCAAAUCACAACAAUGGAACACGUUGGACAACGCAUUCGUGCACAUAUCCCGAAUCCAAUUCUGAUACAACAUCUGAUCGGCUCUCUUCCAUCGUACAUGGCCUCAUCGCAUAGUUUCAAGCGGCGACUAGGUUUGGCAUCAUUCCUAAAGUCCAACACGUAUCUCAAUGACAAUCUUGAUGACCUGGCGACCAUGAAAACUUUGACGCUAUACCUUCACGAGAACAAGGCAUUCAAGAUUAGGGACAACACCGACUUCCAGAAAUUGGCAGCUCGGUUCGAAACACUGAACACGGCGAUAGAGAAGCUGUCGUACAGACUCGAGUUUGCGGCAAGGACGAGGCCGAAGCCGAAGAAAGGAAUCUUCGGAGCGGCUGAGGGCACAAGCGAUAUGAUUAGAAGCUUUGUCGCAAGACGUGAACAGGACAUGGCUGUGGGAAACGGAAUCGAUAGCAGCAGCGAUGCUGUCUAG
Messenger RNA from Aureobasidium musti, 2040 nucleotides. Lineage: Eukaryota; Fungi; Ascomycota; Dothideomycetes; Dothideales; Saccotheciaceae. The record is from the annotation of a GenBank genome assembly.